UGAAUUUAUGAAUCGAAAUUUGUAUAUCCUGUCGGAUCGAACGGCUAAUGACUUGGUUUUCUGGCUUGCUCUUCGAGAUAGAGUCCAAGCGAAGAAGUGCGUCAUCUUUGUGGAGUGGUUGAAGAGAAGAGGAGCAGGAGUUGGUUGUCAAGAUCUGGUAGAGAAAAAGAGACAGAAAGAGAGGAUGUCGAAGCUGAAUGCCUUCUUCAACAAGGGAGCCAGGGUCGCAAAAUGUAAAACACUUUUGAACUUGGCUUUGCCACGAAUAAAGUUGCUAAGGAAUAGAAGAGAGAUCCAGCUGAAGCAAUUGCGCAGAGAAAUCGCCAAACUCCUGCAGACUGGCCAAGAGGCAACAGCUUGCAUACGAGUGGAGCAUAUAAUCAGAGAAAAGAAAAUGAUGGACGCACAGGAAAUUAUUGAGCUAUUCUCUGAGCUGAUUAUUGUCCGCCUUCCAAUUAUGGAGACACAAAGGGAAUGCCCUCUAGAUCUAAAAGAGGCAAUUUCAACUCUCUGUUUUGCUGCACCAAGGUGUGCAGACCUACCAGAGCUGCUGCAAGUUCAAACGUUGUUUGCUGCAAAAUAUGGGAAAGAAUUUGUUGCUGCUGCAACAGAACUUAUGCCAGAUUCUGCUGUCAACCGCCAGGUAAUUGAAUUGCUAUCUGUCCGUGCUCCUCCUGUUGAGGAGAAGCUAAAGCUACUUAAGGAGAUAGCAGAAGAGCAUGAACUACACUGGGACCCAACUGCUACGGAAAAGGAACUUUUGAAGUCUCACGAAGACUUGCUGCAUGGCCCAACCAAAUUCACCAGUGGAUCCAAAGUUCGAUUUCCCAAAGAGAAGCAUGCCGAGCGAUUCUAUUCUGGGGCAGCUGGCGAUUCACACAAACAAGCGGAUUCAGAGGCAGCUUUUGAGACUUCAGAUCUUCCAGAAGUUCCUCAAGGUUCAGUUCCAAAAAAUAUUGGGUCAGGAAUAACCACAAGCGCCACCCCAGCUGCUUCCUCCCAGGAUUCAGCUGUGGUUUCUGCGAUGGAUGCACAUGAUAUGUCAGCCCAUAUGAAACAACAUCCAGGUGAAGAUGUUUCAGGUGCACCCAGUUGCGGGAGAGAACAUGUAGGCCUAGCCACCAAUGGAAGUGUUCCAGGCCCACCCUGUUAUGCAGGAUCCAACAGCUCAGUUAACAGGGUUCAUAUGCUGCCGUUGAACCUUGGUGCAUAUUUCAGUACACCCUCUUGUAUUGCUCCUGAAAACGAGUUUCAUGAGAAGAAGGUGGGUUUGCAUCCCGAUAAAGUAAAGUUGGAAUCUCCCCCUUGUGUAGCACCUAGCAGUCUGUUAGAAACCACAGAGGAAAAUCACCUGUUUCCCAGUUUAGAUUCACGCUCAACAUCAUCUGCUGAAGAUAAGAGUUCAGCCGCUCAGGAAGGGAAAGAAUUCCCUUGCUGUCCACAAGCGACAUCUGGGUCAUCUCUCAGUCAACAUCCCCCUUCAAUUUCAAGAACCAAGGUGGAUUCUGCUGUCAGCUUUCAGGAUGUUUUGGUAGCUGCCGAGCAGGCUGCUGAAACUGCCGAGCGUGCUGCUGCUGCUGCUCGUUCAGCUGCAAGUCUAGCACAAAUCAGAAUCUCUGAGAUUUACAUGAAAAAGAACAAUGAUCCCACUGAAAUUGGAAACGAAGGUGUUUUCCACAAGAAGGAAUCACAUGAUUCUCUGUCCGUGGCAUCGAGGAAACAUGUUAACAGUGGAGAUGAACCUUCAUACCCACUUGCACCCCAAGCCAAGGAGCAACAUCAUAGGUCAGACACAUCAGCUCUCCCUUCUUAUGGCACAGAAGUGAGGGGGUCGUUCGGUUUUGGUAAGCAAGGUGAUGGGCAUCUGUCAUCUCAUCAGCCUCAGCAAUCAGCCUCAACGGAUGAUGAUCCUGAUUUCUCUUACCCGAAUUUGUUUAAGUCUCAGGGUUCCAAUAGCUGCCAUACUGGUUUUUGAUCCAUGAUAGCUCAUAGCUGGCUUGUUUGCGGGAUCAUGGUUGUAGUAUUACUGUCAUCCUGUUCACUGCUGUUAUGUGAUUGAAAAAAUUGUGUAUAAAGUUUGGCACGAGUGCACAAACUAGACCAUUGUUAGCAUUCUCUAUUAUUUAUGAAAUUGCUUCAAUAA
Messenger RNA from Nymphaea colorata (pocket water lily), 2143 nucleotides. RefSeq lists its product as uncharacterized. Gene Ontology annotation, biological process: protein transport. Lineage: Eukaryota; Viridiplantae; Streptophyta; Magnoliopsida; Nymphaeales; Nymphaeaceae. The record is from RefSeq and is a predicted model, not a curated record. The transcript has 7 exons. The coding region runs from base 8 to 1975 and encodes 655 amino acids.